AUGAAAUGCAUAUUACAGUGGCCUGUACGAGAAAACGUCGCUGUUGCCGCCUUAGCAUUAUGUGUGAUCGGGGAAGCCUGUAUCUCUCCCAAUUUGGCUGUCCUGGGCGUCACGCAGUUAUCCAAAUGUGAGCACAACUGUGAAUUAUUCAUGCACAUGUUAUAUUUAUCACGGAACUGUGGCGCGUUCCUCGUGAACACACUUCUAGCGUUCGAGAUUGGCCUGUCCAACAAGGGAGAAUACUGGAAGAAUUUUUUGCCGAGUUUAGUGGCGACGGCCUUAGCGUUCGUUAUUUACUUGACUGGACUAAGGAUAUUCAAAUUGGAUACGAAGUCUGAAGCGGGUUCUGAGACAUGCAGAAGUUUUUAUUUAUUGGCCAGUCAUGUUGGUUGGCUAAAGCAAUCCCGGACAGAGCAGAGUUAUACCCUCACAUCUCAUAUUCAAGACAGAAAAGAAACAGCUUUUGACAAUCUAAAAAAGCUUGUCAAGAUAGUGCUGGUGAAUUCCUCAGUCUUUGGCUUCAACAUUAUAUACUCACAGAUGUUAACAACAUACGGAAUCCAGGCCGACAGCGUGCUCUCUCCGCAGCACAUCCGGGCACCUUGCGCAUUCAUGUCUAGCUUCAAUGACACCACGGUCAUCAUCCUGGUGGCAGUCAUCCUGGCCAUGUUCAGCUCGAGACUUCGGUGGAGGAAACUAAAAGUGGACUUGUUUUCAAGAAUGGGUAUUGGUUUGGUGUGUGCUGUAUUAUCAGCCUUUGUUGCCAUUGUCCUGGAGUUCGAGAGAAAGAAGGACUGCAAAGCAAACCAUGGAGUUUCUUCGUUAUCGGUUUUUGUUCUCAUUCCCCAGUACGCAAUGAUAGGAUUGGGAGAAAUAUUGACAUUGGUAUCAGGGAUGCAGUUGGCGUACCUGGGCGCCCCUAAAGGACUUCGGUGCACGUCGCUGGGGCUUCUGAAAACUGCUUUAGGUCUGGGGGAUUUCACUGCGUAUGGUGUGCUUGAACUGCUAGAGCGCUUUAAUCCAGAUUGGUAUGACCAUCACGACAGAUGCAUGAGCCUUAACUUGGGCCGCACUGACGACUACUUGCUGUUUUUAGUGGGUCUCCUAGUGGGUUGCUUUAUUUUCUUUCUCAUCGUGGCCCGGUACGUCAGCACAAGCGAUCGUAUUAGUUCAAGGACACGCCGAAAUGCGACGACGUUACUGGGAGUGACGUCACAAAGAACUACAUCAAAAGUCUCUGUAAAUAAUUCAAAUGUUUAUAAAGAGAAAGACUGAAAUGCAGCCAUUUCUGAAAGGUUGCCCAUGCUCUUGUCAAAUCUUACACGAUGUCGAUUUAUUUAUCUGCUGAGUGAUGACUUUCUAGUGUGAUGUCACUUGCAGCUAAAAUUGCGUAAUAUUUAAAUGGGGUAGGGCAAUUCAAGACAAUUAUAAGAACACAGUUUUAACAAAUACUUAGACCCAGUUGGAAAUUGCAUUCCAAGAAAAAAUUAUGUAGGCUCUGUUUGUAAGACCUAGAAUCCUUCUUAAAUACAACACAAAUGCCACACCACCGCAUAGCCUCUAUUUAUCUAUAGCAUAUUUUCUGUUCCUGUAAAUAAUUUCCUAUUCUUAUAUCUUAAGGAUGAUGGAAAGGAAAACCAUUAUCGUGAUAGUCAUUUUUGAAUCACUCAGUACACGUUACUGGCAUUAUACGGUAGU
Messenger RNA from Lingula anatina, 1698 nucleotides. Its product is annotated as solute carrier family 15 member 4. Gene Ontology annotation, biological process: transmembrane transport. Gene Ontology annotation, molecular function: transmembrane transporter activity. Gene Ontology annotation, cellular component: membrane. Lineage: Eukaryota; Metazoa; Brachiopoda; Lingulata; Lingulida; Lingulidae. The record is from RefSeq and is a predicted model, not a curated record.